This is a messenger RNA of Coccinella septempunctata (seven-spotted ladybird), 1065 nucleotides long. RefSeq lists its product as uncharacterized. The coding region runs from base 235 to 735 and encodes 166 amino acids. The transcript is spliced from 2 exons. The record is from RefSeq and is a predicted model, not a curated record. NCBI's taxonomy places the organism in Eukaryota, Metazoa, Arthropoda, Insecta, Coleoptera, Coccinellidae.
AUAUUAGGAAAAAGGAUUCAAGUGAUUGCGUGCCGUGGAAUGAUGCCAAACAGCUGCCCCAUCUAUACGACAAGAACGGUGGUAUGAGUGUUGCGUGUGUAGCAACCUUUAUAUGUACGUUGCAGUGGCUCUAUUCAUGAAAGAUGGAAGCACUGUUGGAGCAAUACUAAUAAAAACAUUCAUUCGUGCAUAAAUACGCACAAAAACUAGCAAUCGGUAUCGCUUCUCGGCCCUAUGGCUAAGAUCAAAGUGUACAGGCUGGUCAAGGCCAUCCCGGCCAGGAUGGGGGUGAUCCACGUAAACAAGCGGGUUCCCGGUUCUGAUUCCGCACUGAGACCUGAUAUCGUGGUGGUGGAUGAGACCAGGAGCAGGCUCACGGUGGUCGACGUCGCGAUCCCCUUUGAGGGAGGGCCUUUGGCGCUCGAGAGAGCCAGAGACGCGAAGCUCGCGAAAUAUGCCGCCCUUGCUGAGGAGAUGAGAGCGAAGGGGUGGGAGACCACGGUUGACGCCUUGAUCGUGGGUGCCCUGGGAUCGUGGGACCAGGCGAACGAACCGGUGUUGAAGAGGUGCGCGGUUUCGCCGCGCUACGCAACCUUGAUGCGCCGCCUGAUGUGCAGUGAUACCAUCAGGUGGUCCCGAGACAUCUACGUGGAGCACGUUUCCGGUGUCAGGCAGUACAGCCAGUCUGGCAUGAGCGGCACCGACGAUUCGACUCUAUCUUCACCCGUAUCGUGACUUUUUAUAUGUAUGUAUUUCUUUUGUCAAUAUAUAAUAAGCUGAGAAGCGAUUGUAUGUGUGUACAUUUGUCAUAUCUUAGACGUCCCCUAUUGGGAUAUUGUAAAUAUUUUAAUUAUUUUACUGUCUCGAUGUAUGACAUGCUUUUUGUAAAACUAUUUUCUGAAUAAAGUUUUCAAUCUGUUCUUAUCAGCUUAAUAUCUGAUACGCCCCGCAUGCGGGGCCAGUAUAUUAAACUGAUUUUUGGAAAUUGACGGCGGUUAGGGGCUUGCUCCACCGCCGUCGCGGGUUGGCCCGGUAUUGCAGUACCUCCGGGAUCGACCCACUUUA